This is a messenger RNA of Chara braunii, 2115 nucleotides long. The record is from the annotation of a GenBank genome assembly. NCBI's taxonomy places the organism in Eukaryota, Viridiplantae, Streptophyta, Charophyceae, Charales, Characeae.
UGGGAUCUCAAGAUUGGAUCUUGUGGAAGGGCGUGAGUGGCGAUCUCGACGGCGGAUCUUGUUGAGCGGCGUCAGUUGUGCUCUUGACCGUGAAUCUUGUGGAGGGGCUCCAGUUGCGAUCUCGAUAGCCAACCUUGUUGAGGGGCGUCGUCUGCGACCCCGACCGCGGAUCUUGUUGAGGGGCUCCAGUUGCGAUUUCGAUAGCCAACCUUGUUGAGGGGCGUCGUCUGCGUCCCCGACCGCGGAUCUUGUUGAGGGCCAGCUUGUCAGUUGUGAUCGCUGCCGCGCGAGCGCGUGCCAGGCGCCAUCUGUGAAAGUUUUUGCCCCUGUUGUGGGGUGGGGUUUUCGUUCUCCGUUCUUGCGUUUUUUCGCCAUUGGCUAUUGGCUAUUGGCUGUAGGGUUUCGGCAGAGCAUUAAAACAUAACACAAGGGCGAGAUGAAGACAACAUCUACGAUCACGGAUCGCUCCUACGAUCACGUGGUCAGCGUCCCGGUGGAUUUCAAGACGUUCUUCCGCAACGAGUUCCGCUGCAGUCAGUUCGGACUGCAGGGCCAGCACUGGGAGAGGUUCGUCCGACCCCGAUGGUACCGCGGAUCUGAAUCGCGAUCCGAUUCGCUGGGGCAGUGGGUGUUCCUGGUCCUUCGCCUGAUCCUGGCCGUGUACUGGAGCGGCUGGGUGGUCAGGAGCGGGUUGGAAAACGGUCUGGGUCUCGACGACGACGGCCCGCCUUUGGGCGCCAAAUGGUUCAUCUACCUCACCCACUUGUCCGCUCUCUUCGAGGCCGUCUAUCUUAUUUUCGCAUUCCUUCUUUGUCUCUUAUUCACCCUCCACGUGUACCCCUCUUCCUCGGCAGCGGAGGGUCGAGGGGUUGCAGGGGGAGGGGGGGUGGUGGAAGCGGGGAGGGGAGGGGGGGGGUGUCAGUUUCUUGUAGGCGUGCCGAAGUCGGGACUCCGACCGAGCGGGGGGGAUCGCCGCGGUUCUCUCGAAGAAGCCGGCGGCGGCUUCGGCGGCGAUGUCGGUAACGCUUACGUUGACGAAGACGCGAUGACCCUCCCCUGGUCGUUCAGGUUGACCUGGUUCUUGCGCAAUGUGGAAGCUAGUUGGAGCUUCUUCGUCUUCGCGCUCUACUGGUUCCUCGUGUACGAGGGCGGCGAGGUCGAUGCCCUCAACGCGCACGUGCACGGAGUCAAUUUCCUAAUCAUGCUCCUGGACGGAGCCGUGGCUGCCAUGCCGAUGCGGAUCUUGCACUUUUAUCAGCCCGUCGGAGCGGCUGCAGCUUACUCGGGCUUUGCCGCGCUCUAUUGGGCUUUCGGCGGGAGAAACGAGGAAGGGGAGCGAUACAUAUACAAGUCGCUAAAUUUUGCGGACGAACCACGGCAGGCCGUCAUCCAGAUCGUGCUGAUUUGCCUAGUCGCCACGCCCGUUUUCCACCUCGUCUUCUGCUUGUGGAAUUACAUGUGGUAUCGGUGGACAAGGCCGUCGGGUAGGUUCACCUUGAUCCAGCGAGACGGAGUCGGCAAAUAAAAAAAUAAAAAAAAAAGAGUUUUUCAAUUUUCAAAUUUUAAUUUAUGUAAAUUUGGCCGCCAUCCUGAUCGUGCUGAUUUCCUUCACUUAGCAGUAGCUGAGUUCCUCUACUUAGCAGUAGCUGAUUUCCUCUACUUAGCAGUAUCUGAGUUCCUCUACUUCGCGCAGUAGUGGGGGGUAGGUAGUGUAAGGCAAAAAAAAAGGAAUUUGAGAGAAGAAUGUGGUGUAGUUUCAAAAAGCAAAAAAAAAAAACAAAAAAAAAAAAGGAAAAAAAAAGAAAGAGAGAUCGUGCUGAUUUGCCUACCCGUAGUUGGGGGGGCGCCCAUUUUCCACCUCUUCUGCUUCGGGGAUUACAUGUGUGUGGUCUAUUGGUUGACGAUGCCCUCGGGAGCAUGGUCCCACGAGCAAUGGGGAUUGGAUUAAGAUCCUGAAUCUGGGCGUGUUUUAGGUAGAGAUGCAGAAAAGGAUUUCAAUCUCGAUUUUCUGCAUUCGUCCACAAACGCGCCCAGAUUCAGGCAUUCGAUCCGAUCCUCUUUGCUAGUGGGACCUAACCCCCGGGUAGAUAGGUUCACCUUGAUCCAGCGAGACGU